This is a messenger RNA of Porites evermanni, 450 nucleotides long. NCBI's taxonomy places the organism in Eukaryota, Metazoa, Cnidaria, Anthozoa, Scleractinia, Poritidae. The record is from the annotation of a GenBank genome assembly.
AGAUGCUCUACUAAAGCUAGCAGAAACAGUUGUUCAUUAAAAACCAAAGAACCGAACCUUGUAGAAGAAGAUGAUGGUUUUAUUCAAUACCUAUUCGUCAGGAUACAAAGCUAUAUGUUACUAAUUCGAGGUCCGCUUUCCAUCGGUACAGAUCGAGAUUUGGUUGAUGAGAGUGAAAAUGAAGAGAGCGGAAGUUCUCAUGAUGAAAGCGAAGAUGAAGAACCAAGGAUUAAAGAUGAUUUGAGUAACGUGUCCCAAGCGGUGCCUAAAGAGCGUGUUUCUGGUUUGUUGCAUAGCAUUGUCAUUUCCAGAGAUAUUCUAUUCUGGACUCUCCGAGGACAGCUACUUCGAAAUAAAAGCAUAAUUCUCGUGACAAACAUCGCAGAGCUAGUUGGGUAUGUACUACUACCACAUAACGAUGACGUGAGCAAACUUGGUUCGUUAAAUACA